AUGAGCUCACUUAAGGAUUCGGGGAUUCAAGGGAAAUACUACCUUAGAAUAGAUCCCCUUGGAGAGGGAGCUAAGUGGCGUCGGUCAUUUGGUCAGGAGAUAUAUUCUCCAUUUCUCUUAGCCUUCACUGAGCAGGAUGGAGAUAAAUAUACAAAUUUUCAAGUACCAACCUUUUCAGGGAUGGCUCCUUCCUACAGUCUUCCCGACAACAUUGCAAUGAUAACCCUCCAGGAGCUUGAAGAUGGAAAAGUUCUCCUUCGGUUGGCACACUUAUAUGAGAUUGGGGAGGACAAAGAUCUCUCGGUUAUGACAAACGUAGAAUUGAAAAACCUGUUCCCAGAUAAGAAGAUAAACAAGGUGACUGAAAUGAGCUUAUCUGCUAACCAAGAAAGAGAGGAAAUGGAGAAAAAGAGAUUGGUUUGGAAAGUUGAAGGUUCUAAUAAUGAAGAAACCAAUGUGCUAAGAGGAGGCCCUGUCGAUCCUACAAAGCUGGUGGUUGAACUUACCCCAAUGGAAAUUCGUACCUUCAUUAUCGAGUUCAGUUACAAAUGGUCUACUACUGCAAGGUGA
This is a messenger RNA of Ilex paraguariensis (yerba mate), 570 nucleotides long. The record is from the annotation of a GenBank genome assembly. NCBI's taxonomy places the organism in Eukaryota, Viridiplantae, Streptophyta, Magnoliopsida, Aquifoliales, Aquifoliaceae.